Cinara cedri is the source of this 272-nucleotide messenger RNA. The record is from the annotation of a GenBank genome assembly. NCBI's taxonomy places the organism in Eukaryota, Metazoa, Arthropoda, Insecta, Hemiptera, Aphididae.
AGACGACUAUUCAGAAACGCUCAAAUGCGGUUCGAAUCUCUCUUACCUAGUCCCGAAAUUUAUAUUGAACUUAAAGCCUUAUUCCGACAUCAAUUUGGGUCUACGUCCAUCCAACGACGUAUACGUCAAGACAUUUGUUCUCCAGUAUAAGUCUUCCCGCGGACUGGCAAAUCACACUGUGAUGUGGAUUGCCAAAGCAAAGUAUCUGUCUCUUCCAGUAGAUCCAUACGACCUAGUCGGUAUUAUCACUCAACAUUAUCUCACUCCUCUAG